This is a messenger RNA of Leptopilina boulardi, 3916 nucleotides long. Its product is annotated as putative nuclease HARBI1. The transcript has 2 exons. Lineage: Eukaryota; Metazoa; Arthropoda; Insecta; Hymenoptera; Figitidae. The record is from RefSeq and is a predicted model, not a curated record. The coding region runs from base 925 to 1695 and encodes 256 amino acids.
CAAAAUUCGUUUGUCAAAUUACAUAUAAUUUUGCAAUUGAUAUCCAUUAAUUAUGAAAAAGUAGAAUCAGUAAUUAAAUUUCAAAUUACUCAAAUUAAAGUAAACAGAAUGCAUUUCCAAAUUUUUUUGUCACUUUUUUCAUUUUCACUUUAAAUAUGCAAGAAAUAUUAAAUUGAAAGUUUGUAAUUUCUGCAUGUUUGCGAACUUUACAAUUUAAAAUAUCUCUGUUGAAGAAAACGUUGUGUCUAUUUCGCCUGUUUGCCUGUGGACGAAGCAAUAGCGGUAGCAAUCGUCAAUAUCAUUCUAGAUGAUGAUGAUGAUGAUGUUGUGGAAGAGGAAGAGGAGGAACUUCUCCAUUUAUUAGCUUUGUUGGUAUUUUUCUUCGGGGAUAAGGUCCGACAUAUUCCCAAGACUUUAAAUUACUUUGAGCAAGUGAUUCCUCUAUUUUCACUGUCAGAUUUUCAAUCUCAUUUUCGGAUGACAAGGGGAACUUUUGAGCGUUUGAGCCAGAUUUUGGGACCGUAUUUAAAUACUCCGCAAUCAAAUGUACCGGUUGAAAAAAAACUGUUACUCUCCAUAUGGACUUUUGGAAACCAAGAAGUUUUUAGGUUUUUAAAUUAAAGUUGAUUCGAUACAUAUAAAUAAAUGCUUCUUCUAUAAAAUUUACAUUGGAAUUUCACAGAAAGCAAAAUAAUUUAAUUAACUUAAAGUACUUUAUCACAAUUUUAAAAAAAACCCAUUUUUACCCACACUGGAAUUUCAUGAAUCCGAUAAAUUCUGAUUACUAAAAAUCUAUUAAUACUUUUAAUUUCGCUCAGCUUAAGUGUAUAAUUAUUAAAAUCUAUUGUCGAAAGUAAAAAUUGGUCUUAUAGAUCAGUAGCUGAUAGGUUUGGUGUUUCCAAAUCAACGGCAUGGAUUUGCGUCAUGCACAUCGCUAACUUACUUUGCGAACUAGCCCAUAAAUUUAUUCAGUGGCCCACAGGAGAGAUGAUUAGAAGUAAUCAGGAAGAGUUUCUACUAAUAGCUAACUUCCCAGGAGUUCUUGGAUGCAUUGAUGGGUGUCAUAUUAGAAUUAGUGCCCCACAUGACUAUGCCGACAUUUAUUUCAACAGAAAAGGAUUUUAUUCAAUAAAUAUGCAAGCGAUUUGCGAUGCACAUAUGCUCUUUAUUGACAUUUACGCAGCUUGCCCCGGAAGUGUCAAUGAUGCGCGCGUAUGGACAUUAAGUACCAUAAGAGAAAAAAGUCUUCGAAAUUAUGAGCAUUAUUUUCCCGAACAGACCCAUAUUCUCGGGGACAAAAUUUACUCUGUACUGUUUAAUUUAAUUCCACCCUUUAAAGAUUAUGUCAAUAUGCGAAUAAGGGAGAGGCAUUUUAAUAAAAUUCAUGCCCGAACGCGCCAAGUAAUAGAGAGAGCCUUUGCGUUGUUGGUGGCUCGUUUUAGACGAUUAAAACAUCUCUAUUUACAAAACGUUGCAUACGCGUCUUUAAUUAUUCUUGCGUGUUCUUGCCUACAUAAUAUAUGUCUCUCAUUGGAUGAUCGACUUGCAGAAGAAAUAAUCCUUAAUAUUGAUGCUGAUGAACUUGAUAAUGUUGAAGACGUCGAAAAUGAUGACGAUGUUCUGCCGGAAAAUGUCCCAUUUCAUCCGGAAUUAAAACGACAAAUAAUUGUCGAUGAAUUGUACCUUAACCAUUGAAGGUAAUGCUCAAUUAGCUUGUGAUGAAGUCGGAUCUCCUUCUUACAAUAGCUAAAGAUGUUUUAAUCAUGAUUGAAAAUUAAUCCUUUGAUAUAUAUCAUACACAUUUUUCACUAAUUUCGAGACUGAAAAAAUGUGCCAAAAAGUACCUCGAGUAUUAAAUGUGAUUCACAUUCUCUUUCUACUUCUGUAUUUUUUUAUUCUUCAACGGGAUCAUACAUCGUGGCACAUCUAACUCGCAAAGGCAUUAUCAUAAUCAUCAGAAGAAAUUAUAUUUUGGAAAAGAAGAAGAAGAAGAAGUAGAAACUUUAUAAAUCUCAUCCACAAGAGCAAUGAAUUUAAACUUUUUCUGAUAAUAUUCAUGUGUUUUAGAUUAUAUUUAUGUCAAUGUAUAUACAAGGUCAAGAAAAAAAGGAAUAUAAAAAAAAUUGCAAUUUUAUUUUUCUAAAAUGUUAAUUACUUGCAUAAAGUCUUUUAUGUAAUUUGUCUGAUUUUUUUAAAUAUCAAUUUGAUGAUGGAAGUUAUUGUGAAAGAAAAAAAACAGUAAAUUUAUUGUGAUAAGAAGAAAAAAAAAUUAUAGUACAUAUGAUAGCUCUUCUGAUAAGAGAUUUUUGUCUUCGUUUUUGAAGAUGUAUGGUAAAGACUUGUAAAAAAAUUUCAUGUGAUAUUUAGUCGUAAAGAACAACUUAAAUUGUAAUUUAUUUUUUAUGUAUUACUUUCACGAGCGCUAUUGUAUAAGUCAAUCGUAUCGAAUGUUUGCUUGUAUGAAGUAAAAUAAUAGUUUGUCUUUAAAGAAACGGUUCAGAAAAUUUUAAUCUUUUUUUAUUUCUACGGUUAUGGUUUUCAAUUAUGUGACAGACCGAUAAAAACGUUUUGUGAUAUAGUUUUUAAGUUAAAGCUGAUCAAUGAUUAUAUGGGCAAAUCCACAGAACCGGCCGAUUUCAUGUUACUCACAUAUUUUUCUAUUUUAGAAGUAUAUUAAUUAUUUUCAUACUUCAACCAUUUUGUAAUAUCUCUGAGAACCUAUUGAAAUAAGAAAAUUGAAUAAAUGUGAACCUUCUAGUCUUUUAUAAAAAAUAAAAUCGAAUUAAGUAACUUAAAAAAUGAAAUUUACGGUGUUACUCCAGGUAUAAAUUUUAAUUCUUAUAGGUAUAACUUGUUCGGCAUAGAUCCGAACAAUUCCAAACUGUGGUGAAUUAUAGUUUACUUAUUGAAGAAUGUUUUGAAAGUAAUAAAAAAUAUGUGCUCUUAAAUAAAAAGAAAUGAUAGUCGUUGAAAGUAGCGUUACUCAUUAUUUUAUAAUAAUGAAAUGUCUAUACAUUUUUGUAAAUAUCAUUUGCGGCGAUUAUUCAAUUUGAAUUUUUCAAAUUGGAGCAUAUUGCUUGUGAACAGACGAACAAAUGUAUGUAUCAUAGAAUAGAGUGCAAUAAGAAUUAAAGAAAAUAUUCCAAUAAUUAUCACUCUAUGUUUAAGCGUGAACCAUUUUCAACUUAGCCUUUUUUCAGUAGCACAACUACAGGAUAAAAUAUGAUGAGUUGAAAACAUGUGUGAUUAUAUAAAGACAUUAUUAUAAUUCUUGUAUGCAAACGCCAAAUUAUAUUUUCAAUUUAUAACGUCUAAAAAUUAAAAAUAAAAAAAAAUUUAUCGAAAUUUAACUAGUUAAUCGUGAAAAAUGAAUUAUCCUUUCAUUUGUUUUAUUUUCAAAGUUAUAUCAAAAUCGAUGUCAAUAAUGUCAGUUUGUUGGUUAAAAUAGUUAAUAUCAAAAUUAGUAAGUAAACAAUUUAAUUUACAGAAAUAAAAAAUUAAAUGCUAAUAAAUAAAAUAUAUAAUAAAAUAUAAUAAAAUAUAAAUAAUUUAUUUUUGAUAAUUAAAAAAUUAAUUAUUUGUAUUUUAUCAUAUUUUAUUAUUCAAAAUGUUUUGCACAUAUUUCAAAUAAUAUAUAAAAAAUACAAAGAAAUGCCAUUUUUAAUUAUAAUUUCCAGAAGAAAAAUAAUAUUUUCGUUUUUGGCUUUUAACUCAAACGGCAUUAAAAUAAAAUGAAUCACGCAAGAAGAUAAUUGUUCUUGAAUAUAUUUUAAAGAAAGUAAACCAUAAAUAAAAGGUGUGCUUGCUAUUUGGAAAAUUUUCAUCUUGAUAAGUAAAAAUCGGCCGGUUCUGUGGAUUUGCCCAUAUGCAGUUUUUUAAUAAAAAAAAGUAAUAAAUUUGACCGAGCAAAAUCACC